UCACUGUUUGAUUUUUUCCAGUAUUUAGGUAAAUGGUAUGAACUGUACAAACUACCUAAUUUAUUUGAAAACAAACAAGAAUGUGUAACAGCGAAUUAUUCUAUUAAAGCUGAUGCAUUGAAAAUCAACAUCAACGUCUGUGUUAGACGUAUAAACAUGGCAUUCCUAAGAUUUCUACUCUUCUUUUCUAGAGAUGGUAAAACUGUGUUUGCUGUUGGAGAUGCCUAUAGAAAAGAUGACAGCAAAGAAGCUCAACUAUCUGUAAAAUUCACUGGUGCCGCACCGUAUGCUCCUUAUUGGGUUUUAGAUACUGACUAUACCAGCUAUUCCUUAGUAUUCUCUUGUGAACAACUCGGUAAGUUGGCUCAUGCCAAAUUUGUCUGGAUUUUAAGCAGAACUCCUACCAUUGAUCCUGCAGUAAAAGACAAACUAUUCAAAAGAUUGGAAAAAGAUGGAAUCGGUUCCAGUGGAUUGAAAACUACUGGAAGAUCUGGAUGUAAAUAA
Molecule: messenger RNA, 504 nt
Organism: Lottia gigantea (owl limpet)
Lineage: Eukaryota; Metazoa; Mollusca; Gastropoda; Lottiidae
Exons: 3
Biological process (GO): lipid transport; brain development; tissue regeneration
Molecular function (GO): lipid binding
Source: RefSeq, a predicted model, not a curated record